This is a messenger RNA of Hydra vulgaris (swiftwater hydra), 633 nucleotides long. RefSeq lists its product as uncharacterized. The record is from RefSeq and is a predicted model, not a curated record. Gene Ontology annotation, molecular function: DNA binding. NCBI's taxonomy places the organism in Eukaryota, Metazoa, Cnidaria, Hydrozoa, Anthoathecata, Hydridae. Gene Ontology annotation, cellular component: nucleus.
AUGAAUUCAGACAUUUUUAUAGAAUGGAUAAAACAUUUUGUGAAGUAUUCAAACUGUUCUAAUGAAUCUCCAAUUUUGUUACUUCUGGACAACCAUAAAAGUCAUAUUUCUGUUAGAGCUUCGGAUCUUGCAAUUCAACAUGGAAUUACAAUGCUAAGUUUUUCUCCCCAUUGUACCCAUAAAUUGCAACCAUUGGAUAGAACAGUUUUUGGACCAUUGAAAAGGUUUUACAAUGCUGCGUGUGAUAAUUGGAUGGUCACAAGUCCAAGACCUAUGACCAUUUAUGAUAUUGUUUCAAUAGUUUGCGAACCAUAUAAAAAAGCUUUCUCACCAUCUAAUUUACAGAGAGGAUUUCAAGUGGCUGGCAUUGAGCCAUUUAAUCUAAAAAUUUUUAGAGAUGAUGGAUAUUUACCAUCAUCAGUUACAAAUCGUGCUGCUCCAAAUGUAGUAAACACAAUUCUUAUGGAACCUUUAAUGACUGUAGCACAUGUUGAUGGUAUGGAGCCUGAAAUGCCUGUAGUACAUCAUGAAACAAGUUUUUCGAUUAAAGUGUCACCAAGCAUUGCUUCAUUACUUUCACCUGAAGUUUUGAAACCUUACCCGAAAGCAUCUGCUAGAAAAAGAGGGUGUUAA